Messenger RNA from Fragaria vesca subsp. vesca, 3121 nucleotides. RefSeq names its product heat shock 70 kDa protein 17-like. Bases 1 to 2643 code for a protein of 880 amino acids. Gene Ontology annotation, cellular component: endoplasmic reticulum chaperone complex. Gene Ontology annotation, biological process: negative regulation of hypoxia-induced intrinsic apoptotic signaling pathway; endoplasmic reticulum unfolded protein response; cellular response to hypoxia. Lineage: Eukaryota; Viridiplantae; Streptophyta; Magnoliopsida; Rosales; Rosaceae. The transcript has 14 exons. Gene Ontology annotation, molecular function: ATP binding; ATP-dependent protein folding chaperone. The record is from RefSeq and is a predicted model, not a curated record.
AUGGCGUCGAUCUUGUACAAGCUAGGGUUAUGCUUAUCGCUGCUAUGCCUUGUGAUUUCACCUGCCCAAUCCGCGGUUAUGAGCAUAGAUCUAGGCUCCGAGUGGCUCAAAGUCGCUGUAGUGAACCUGAAACGCGGGCAGAGCCCGAUUUCGGUUGCUAUUAAUGAAAUGUCGAAGCGGAAAACCCCGGUUUUGGUUGCGUUUCACUCCGGUGACCGCCUUAUGGGUGAGGAAGCGGCGGGGUUGGUUGCCAGGUACCCUGAGAAAGUGUUUUCUCAGGCAAGAGAGUUGAUUGGGAAGCCCUUCGGUCAUGGCAAGAACUUUUUGGACUCGUUGUACUUGCCAUUCGAUGUUACGGAAGAUUCCAGGGGAACUGUGAGUUUCAAAAUUGAUGACAAGGUCACUACUUACUCGGCCGAGGAAAUAGUGGCUAUGAUAUUGGGUUAUGCUGCUAAUUUAGCUGAGUUUCAUUCAAAAGUAGAAAUAAAGGAUGCUGUUAUUACUGUUCCCCCUUACUUUGGACAAGCCGAGCGGAAGGGACUAGUCCGGGCCGCACAGUUGGCUGGAAUCAAUGUUCUUUCUUUGAUAAACGAGCAUUCUGGAGCUGCAUUGCAGUAUGGGAUUGAUAAGAAUUUUGAGAAUAAAUCGAGGCAUGUCAUUUUCUACGAUAUGGGUACCAGCAGUACUUAUGCAGCACUUGUAUAUUUCUCGGCUUAUAAUACCAAGGAGUUUGGAAAGACUGUGUCGGUCAACCAAUUUCAGGUGAAGGAUGUCAGAUGGAACCCAGAACUAGGGGGACAGAAUUUGGAACUACGGUUGGUUGAGCAUUUUGCGGACGAGUUCAAUAAACAAGUGGGAAAUGGGGUUGAUGUGAGGAAAUCUCCAAAAGCAAUGGCUAAAUUGAAGAAGCAGGUGAAGCGCACAAAAGAAAUUCUGAGUGCAAACACAAUGGCUCCAAUAUCUGUUGAAUCUCUUUAUGAUGAUCGGGACUUCAGGAGCACCAUAACUCGUGAGAAGUUUGAGGAGCUCUGUGAAGAUCUGUGGGAGAAAUCACUUGUACCUGUUAAAGAAGUGCUUAAGCAUUCUGGUUUAAAGGUGGACGAGUUAUACGCAGUGGAGUUGAUAGGAGGUGCUACCAGAGUGCCUAAAUUACAGGCUAAGCUUCAGGAAUUUCUUGGAAGGAAAGAGUUGGACAGACAUCUGGAUGCUGAUGAAGCUAUAGUUCUUGGUGCUGCCUUGCAUGCUGCUAAUUUGAGCGAUGGAAUAAAGCUGAAUCGUAAGUUGGGAAUGGUUGAUGGUUCAUCCUAUGGGUUUGUGCUCGAGUUAGAUGGCCCUGAUCUUCUGAAAGAUGAUAGCACCAGACAGUUACUCGUACCACGAAUGAAGAAACUCCCUAGCAAGAUGUUCAGAUUCUUUACCCAUAGCAAAGACUUUGAGGUUUCACUAUCAUAUGAGAGUGAAGAUCUUUUACCUCCUGGUGCCACCUCUCCUCUAUUUGCCAAGUAUGCAGUCUUGGGAUUGACAGAUGCAAGCGAAAAGUAUGCAUCCCGGAAUCUGUCUUCCCCAAUUAAAACUAGUCUGCAUUUCUCUUUGAGUAGAAGUGGCAUUCUCUCAUUUGAUCGUGCAGAUGCUAUUGUUGAAAUAACAGAAUGGGUAGAAGUUCCUAAGAAGAAUCUGACAGUUGAGAAUGCAUCUACUGUUUCCCCCAACAUAUCGAGUGAAACUGGUGGUCAGAACUCCUCAGCAGAAAGUGAUGACAAUACUGAUGAUGGGGGAAAUGGUAAUGCAUCCAACUCUACUGCAGAAGUACAAGGUAGUGCCGAUCUUGGUAUUGAAAAAAAGCUGAAGAAGCGGACAUUUAGAGUUCCGCUGAAGAUUGUUGAAAAGACCGUCGGACCAGCAAUGGCUCUUUCCAAAGAAUCUCUUGCUCAAGCGAAACUUAAAUUAGAAGAAUUGGACAAGAAGGAUGCAGAGCGAAGGAGAACAGCAGAGUUGAAAAACAAUUUGGAAGGAUACAUAUAUGCUACUAAAGAAAAGCUUGAAACAUCUGAGGAAUUUGAAAAGAUUUCAACUAGCGAGGAACGCCAAACAUUCAUUGGAAAGCUUGAUGAGGUGCAAGAAUGGCUCUACAUGGAUGGUGAAGACGCUACUGCUUCAGAGUUUCAGGAACGCCUAGAUAUGCUAAAAGCUAAGGGUGACCCGAUAUUCUUCAGAUUUAAAGAGCUCUCUGCACUGCCAGAAGCAGUGAAACACGCCCGAAAGUACCUUGUUGAGCUGCAGCAGAUUGUAAACGGCUGGGAGUCCAAAAAAGAUUGGCUUCCGAAAGAUCGUAUUACUGAGGUUUUGAGUGACGCUGACAAGUUGAAGACUUGGUUGGAUGAGAAGGAGGCCGAACAGAAAAAGACUCCUGGAUUUAACACGCCAGCUUUCACAUCUGAAGAUGUAUACAUGAAGGUGUUUGAUGUACAAGAGAAGGUUGACAGCAUUAACAGAAUUCCCAAGCCAAAGCCUAAAAUUGAGAAACCGACGAGCAAUGAAACAGAGAGCACCGGAGAAAAAGCCAAAGACUCAAACACGACUUCUGAAAGUUCCUCACAAGACGACAAGACUGAGUCAGAACGUGAGGGCCAUGAUGAGCUAUGAUCUAACUUUACUGACAUGUCGAUUAGCAUUAUUAUCAUCUGCCUUCCCAGUUAAUGAUCGUGGAUUGGCAUCUUUCUAGAAGGGAGAAACGAGCUAGAAAAGUACAGCCCCUCUAGAGUUGGGUGCUCAUCAAGCUUGAUAUGGCUGGGUAAUUGCUCGACAUCUCUCCUGGUUCUUAAAUUAUACUAUCAUCGUAUACGAACAUCACUAGAGGCACUUAUGGUAUUAUCAUAUUGCCUCGUUAAAAGUUUUGAUCAUUGUUAUAAGUUCAGCUGACAAUAUGAUAGGGAUUUUGCUGUCAAGGAAGAUUGUAUCGUCUUAUUUGAGAAAAUAUGUAGCCCCUUUUUAGUAUGAUACUUGUUGCUCCUGAAUUUAGCACACUAGCAUUCACUUCUGAAGAUGUAUUUGAAGGUGAUUGAUCUACAAUGAUAGGUACAUUGCUGCAAUAAGUAGAAACUUGAUUCACAAUCUUAUUAUC